AUGUUCCAGCUGCCCAUCCUCAAUUUCAGCCCGCAGCAGGUGGCCGGGGUAUGCGAGACCCUGGAGGAGAGCGGGGACAUCGAGCGCCUGGGGCGCUUCCUCUGGUCCCUGCCCGUGGCCCCGGCGGCCUGCGAGGCCCUCAACAAGAACGAGUCGGUGCUGAGAGCCCGGGCCAUCGUGGCCUUCCAUACGGGGAACUACCGGGAGCUCUACCACAUCCUGGAGAACCACAAGUUCACCAAGGAGUCCCACGCCAAACUGCAAGCUCUCUGGUUGGAAGCGCACUACCAGGAGGCGGAGAAGCUGCGGGGCCGACCCCUGGGGCCGGUGGACAAGUACCGGGUGAGGAAGAAGUUCCCGCUGCCCCGCACCAUCUGGGACGGCGAGCAGAAGACACAUUGCUUCAAGGAGCGGACGAGGCAUUUGCUGCGGGAGUGGUACCUGCAGGACCCUUACCCCAACCCCAGCAAAAAGCGGGAACUGGCUCAGGCCACGGGACUUACCCCCACGCAAGUGGGCAACUGGUUCAAAAACCGCAGGCAAAGGGACAGGGCAGCAGCCGCUAAGAACAGGUAUAAGGAUCAUAAUAAUAAUAAUAAUAGGGGAAGAGGGGGGGAUCUUUCCCUGACUCCUGGCCCCAUUCGGGAGCAAAAAAGCUUAAAUUUUGGGGGAGAUGUAGGGUCACCCGUGCUUUAUGCAGACGCUCUGCGCACAGCUGCCCUCACCCCUCCAGCUGCCUCUCAGCCAAAAUCCAAGUCUUUGAAAGAAAAGUCAAAUCCACUCUGUCCAGGUCCGGUGCGGGUCCGGGUCCGGGUGCGGGUCGGGUCCGGGUCCGGGUCCGGGUCCGGGCGGAGCGGGCGGUGGUGCCGGUGGCGCCGGUGGAGCCCCGGCCCUGGCACGGAGCAACAGCUCCACCGUGUGCGGAGACGGGAGCGCACCAGCUCCUCGGACCGGGAGAGACUGAGGACAUCGGCCAGGUUCAGCUCCCCUUAG
This is a messenger RNA of Charadrius vociferus (killdeer), 993 nucleotides long. RefSeq names its product SIX homeobox 6 (gene SIX6). The record is from RefSeq and is a predicted model, not a curated record. Gene Ontology annotation, biological process: eye development; regulation of transcription by RNA polymerase II. Gene Ontology annotation, molecular function: RNA polymerase II cis-regulatory region sequence-specific DNA binding; DNA-binding transcription factor activity, RNA polymerase II-specific. The transcript is spliced from 3 exons. NCBI's taxonomy places the organism in Eukaryota, Metazoa, Chordata, Aves, Charadriiformes, Charadriidae. Gene Ontology annotation, cellular component: transcription regulator complex; nucleus. The coding region runs from base 1 to 993 and encodes 330 amino acids.